AACCUAAUCUAACCUUACCUGACUCGAGUCGUAUAAACUUCGCGCCAGUUUUCCGUUGUGAUUCUACAUAUUUUGAUUGACUUGAUCUUUGUUGAUUUUUGAAAUCUGUAAUAAUAACUGAAAAAGUCCAAGUUGUACAUGUAUAACCUUAUAUAUACAUAUACACAUUCGUGUUAAAAAUAUUACAAUGGGUGAUGUGUCGGAUUUACUCGAUUUAUUACCAGUUUAUUAUUCAAGAUUGUUUCCAUUUGCUGAUUAUCAUAGGUGGUUAAGUUAUGGAAAUGCGGCUAUGUUUAGCAAGAGAGAAUUCUCUUUCACACUUUCAGAUGAUAUUUAUAUACGUUAUCAGUCUUUCAAUGAUCAGAAGGGACUAUCAGACGAAAUUAAGAGAUUACUACCGCAUAAAAUUGAUAUAGGGGCAGUUUAUAAUGUCCAACCAAAAGAUCAAAGAAGAGGUUCUAAUUUUCAGCCAAUAGAGAGAGAAUUAGUAUUUGACAUAGAUAUGACUGAUUAUGAUGAAGUAAGAACAUGUUGUAAAGGAGCAGAUAUUUGUAGCAAAUGUUGGAAAUUCAUGUCGCUUGCUUGCAAGAUAUUGGAUAGUGCAUUGAGGUUGGACUUUGGAUAUAAACAUAUUUUGUGGGUUUUCUCUGGCAGAAGAGGUAUUCAUUGUUGGGUAUGUGACUCCACAGCUCGUACUUUGUCAGGACAAGUACGAGCGGCGGUUGCUGAAUAUUUGCAGCUUAUAGACGGAGGAGAAUUUAUGAAAAAGAAAGUACAUCUUGGAGGUGAUAAAAUUCACCAUUCCAUUAAGCGUGCUCUUGAUAUUAUUGAUCCUAUCUUUAUUGAAAUGUGCAUUAAAGAGCAGAAUAUAUUGGGUACGGAAGAAGGAAUUGAGAAGUUUCUCCCAAUAUUGCCUAAUGAAGAAGAUAGGCAAGAAAUGAAGGCGUUAUUCAACAGAGAGAGUACCAGUGAAGCAAGAUGGCAGGCAUUCGUACAAUAUAUCGAAUCUAAACGAACCGAGGGAGACCGAAAAUGGUACUUAUAUCGUCACUUAAUAGAGGAAGUAAAAUUACAGUAUUCGUAUCCAAGAUUAGACAUAAAUGUGAGCAAAGGCUUAAAUCAUUUACUAAAAUCUCCUUUUUGCGUUCAUCCGAAAACUGGCAAAAUCUGUAUACCGUUCAAUGCAAAUGUGGUGGAUAAAUUUGAUCUUGACAAAGUUCCUACAAUAAUGACGUUGAUAGAGGAGAUCAACGCGUACGACAUACGGGACAAAGCCGAAGAAGAAACAUACGACUUAAAUAAAAAACGAAUAAAAGAUUAUAAGAAAACAAGUCUGAAUAAAUCACUGCAUGUUUUCCAAGAAUUUUUAAGACACUUGGAAGCUGAGCGGCGGGAACAGAGAUUAAAAGGAAAACUUUCAGCUGACAGCAUGGAAUUUUAAGAGAUCUUAACAAUGAUAAUAUUUUCUCUCUUUUUCUCUCUCCCAUCUUUCCCCCUCUUUCUUAUCAUACAUUCGAUAUAAUAAUAUUAUUUAUAAGAUUAAAAUGUACUUUUGUAAAAAUGAAAAAAGAAAAGAAUAUCUUUUAUCUCCGAGUUUUGUUUUUGCUUUUACAUAUAUAUAGUCUUUCGUGAUAAGUUACUACACGUAAGUAGGGCUGUUAGAGGGGCAAAAAGGGGCACAUCGGAAUCUCGGUGGCGAUCGAACAAAAAUCGUGACUUUCGAAUUUUUCCAGCGAAACCGAAACGCGCUCUUUAAAAUCGCUUUGAGAGGCGCGUUAACGAGAUCUCUCUGAUUGUGAAGCGUCUCUACUCCACUUUUUGGAUCAACGAGAUGAGAGAUUCCGGACAUGCGGACAAAAGUAACUCACUCUUUCGCGUAAAUUAUCGUGAAAUUCCUGGCGGUAUUACGUUCCCGUUAAAUCGGAUGUACGAGUUAUAUUAACCAAUAAAUACAAGAGAGUUGAAUUAAUCACUUUAACUUUUUCGGUUCUCGUAAAGGCGUGUUUAACCAUGUUGUUUUUUGAUUGUGUCGAGAUUAUGCGCCAUUUAUUUCUGUCGUUUUAAUAUGAAAAUCGCUAAGAAAGAACGGAAUAAAAAAUAGUGAGAUCUCCGUUCAUUCGUCGCGAGAAGAAAUAAUUAAACGCGAAAAAUAAUAUUUAAUAAUGACAUGAUAUAUUUAAAUAAUUGUUUAAAUUUAUCUUUAUUUUUAUUUUUAGCAAAAUUUGAUACAUUUUUACUAUUUUUUGGUAAUUUUAUAGCCAUUUGUAUAAUAUUUUGAUCGAACACAUUCGCUUGUGCGACAAUCAAUAUAUACACACAUGCAUGCACGUGCGCAUUCAGAUAUGCGCUUUUUUUAUUGGCCUAAUUAGAUCAACGUAAAAUUUUAUAAACACACUUUGUAUUCAUAGACUGAUUAUGAGACCUUGGCCCAUUUCAUGGUCGAAAUAUAGCCGUAAAUAAAAAACCGACGCAUCGCGGGGGCUUUCGUGCUACUUUUGUCUAUCAGCAGAAUAAAACGUAUAAUUAAUUCUUACGAUAUUUGAGCACGAUCAAUAUUUAUAACGGCGAUUUGCUUCUGCUUAUUCAUCGUCGCGUGGAAUCUACAACAAACUCGUACAUACGUGCGUGCAAAAAAAAAAAAAAAAA
This is a messenger RNA of Formica exsecta, 2646 nucleotides long. RefSeq names its product DNA primase small subunit (gene DNApol-alpha50). Lineage: Eukaryota; Metazoa; Arthropoda; Insecta; Hymenoptera; Formicidae. The coding region runs from base 188 to 1441 and encodes 417 amino acids. Gene Ontology annotation, biological process: DNA replication, synthesis of primer. The transcript is spliced from 8 exons. Gene Ontology annotation, cellular component: alpha DNA polymerase:primase complex. The record is from RefSeq and is a predicted model, not a curated record.